Messenger RNA from Homo sapiens (human), 1140 nucleotides. It is a transcript of the gene TAS2R10, whose product is annotated as taste 2 receptor member 10. Gene Ontology annotation, molecular function: bitter taste receptor activity; G protein-coupled receptor activity. The coding region runs from base 90 to 1013 and encodes 307 amino acids. The record is from RefSeq and is marked reviewed. Lineage: Eukaryota; Metazoa; Chordata; Mammalia; Primates; Hominidae. Gene Ontology annotation, biological process: G protein-coupled receptor signaling pathway; sensory perception of taste. The transcript has a single exon. Gene Ontology annotation, cellular component: membrane; plasma membrane.
CACUUCCGUCGAGCAGCCAAUAUAUGCCUCAUUCUGCAGCAGGUAAUCUAAGAUAGAUGUAACAGAAGCAAUAUUAAGAAUUAGCAGAUAUGCUACGUGUAGUGGAAGGCAUCUUCAUUUUUGUUGUAGUUAGUGAGUCAGUGUUUGGGGUUUUGGGGAAUGGAUUUAUUGGACUUGUAAACUGCAUUGACUGUGCCAAGAAUAAGUUAUCUACGAUUGGCUUUAUUCUCACCGGCUUAGCUAUUUCAAGAAUUUUUCUGAUAUGGAUAAUAAUUACAGAUGGAUUUAUACAGAUAUUCUCUCCAAAUAUAUAUGCCUCCGGUAACCUAAUUGAAUAUAUUAGUUACUUUUGGGUAAUUGGUAAUCAAUCAAGUAUGUGGUUUGCCACCAGCCUCAGCAUCUUCUAUUUCCUGAAGAUAGCAAAUUUUUCCAACUACAUAUUUCUCUGGUUGAAGAGCAGAACAAAUAUGGUUCUUCCCUUCAUGAUAGUAUUCUUACUUAUUUCAUCGUUACUUAAUUUUGCAUACAUUGCGAAGAUUCUUAAUGAUUAUAAAACGAAGAAUGACACAGUCUGGGAUCUCAACAUGUAUAAAAGUGAAUACUUUAUUAAACAGAUUUUGCUAAAUCUGGGAGUCAUUUUCUUCUUUACACUAUCCCUAAUUACAUGUAUUUUUUUAAUCAUUUCCCUUUGGAGACACAACAGGCAGAUGCAAUCGAAUGUGACAGGAUUGAGAGACUCCAACACAGAAGCUCAUGUGAAGGCAAUGAAAGUUUUGAUAUCUUUCAUCAUCCUCUUUAUCUUGUAUUUUAUAGGCAUGGCCAUAGAAAUAUCAUGUUUUACUGUGCGAGAAAACAAACUGCUGCUUAUGUUUGGAAUGACAACCACAGCCAUCUAUCCCUGGGGUCACUCAUUUAUCUUAAUUCUAGGAAACAGCAAGCUAAAGCAAGCCUCUUUGAGGGUACUGCAGCAAUUGAAGUGCUGUGAGAAAAGGAAAAAUCUCAGAGUCACAUAGACACCUUGGGAAGAGAUGGAUGUUCCACGAAAGGAAUCCAGUGAAUAAAUCCUUGAAGAUCUGUUUCAUUGCACUGCAUUCUUGCAUUGUCUUUUUAACUGUGUCAUUAAAGAUCACUGAAAUCUUC